AUGGUUUAUUGUACUAUUCACACUCAGGUUCAACUGAGAAAAUCAAACUCAACUUCUGAACGAAGGAAUUCAUGCUUGGCCGUGGAGCCAGAUGAUACCUUGUUUCUAUAUUGCAGCACUGCCCUUCAUCAAAUGAUUAGACUAAGGAAGGAGACUCUCCAGCAGAAAAAGGGUCGUGGGAAAGUGUCUACUGGACGAUGCCUGAUUAUGGAGAAGGAAUUAGAACUAUUAAACACUCUGGUGAUGAAAGACAAAUUUUCGAUUUCAGCAAGUCUCAAAAACUUGCAUGAAGGAAAUCUGAUUUUUUCCACGGAUUAA
Molecule: messenger RNA, 318 nt
Organism: Porites evermanni
Lineage: Eukaryota; Metazoa; Cnidaria; Anthozoa; Scleractinia; Poritidae
Source: the annotation of a GenBank genome assembly